Colletotrichum siamense is the source of this 1008-nucleotide messenger RNA. RefSeq lists its product as uncharacterized. The record is from RefSeq and is a predicted model, not a curated record. The transcript has a single exon. NCBI's taxonomy places the organism in Eukaryota, Fungi, Ascomycota, Sordariomycetes, Glomerellales, Glomerellaceae. The coding region runs from base 1 to 1008 and encodes 335 amino acids.
AUGGAGGUGGCACUCGGCCAUCGCAUACAAGAACCCGAACCCUGGCUCUGCAGCGUGACGAACAACUUCCCUCUGGCUGCGGCCAUGUCCAUGGCUAAAGACCUGAAAAACAUCGAUGCUCUUGUCAUAGCAGCAAAGACUAUCCUAGCGAACGCCCCUUGUACCGAGAAAGGAACCUCCCGAGAUACGUGGUACACCUUAGCUGGCGGCAACGCGCCCGAGGACUUCAGAAUCUGCCCGGCUUGUCACGCGGCGUGGGUCAGCCCUCUCAAGCUUGAUCGAUUCUAUGAGGUAGCAAGAGGUGUAGACCCUACAAAGCCAUUUGUCUGUAGUCUUCAUCCCUCAAAUCCGCGAUGGACGGAGCAUAUUCAUCGCUGGCAGGAGGCUCUUGAGACGGGUGUCUGGUCAAGAUACUCCAACUGGGUUCACAGGUUCGCGGAUGUUCCACCAUGCGCCGGAGAUGGUAAGAUUACGAACGGCAAGUGGUACGGCUGGGACGACUGCACAAUCUGCCCAGAGUGCUGGGUGACCUUCUGCAAAGACGCACAUCCCGCCGCCUCCAGUCUGCCAAUGGAAUAUCACAAACAGAUCGUGCCAGACACCAGGAUGUGCUGCAUGUACUCUCGGCGCAUGCGACAGAAGUGGGUGGAAGCCUGUGAAGUCGGCAACGCAGGUAGGCUCGUGGAGUUCUCUAGGACGAGAAUCCAGAUGUACAUCCAGACGGUUGUGGAGAUCCGGCGGCUGAGAGUGGUACACGAGAUGCAGGUCGUGCAGUCCUUGAAUGCCGGCACCCAGAGCGCCGUAUGGGGCAGUAUGCAGAGCGCCAGGGUGCUUUUUGGUACGACUGACGGGUAUGAGCACGGGAAUAGCACGCUGGGAUGGCAUGCGACGACCGAGGGGGUCACAAGUGCAGCGUACCAGCGGGAGAUGAAUGGUCUCAGGGACCAGUCUUGGGGGACUCUGAUCCAGAUUGAGCAUUUGCAGAACCAGUGGCAGAUGUUUGAGUGA